Messenger RNA from Mustela lutreola (European mink), 3034 nucleotides. RefSeq names its product transmembrane protein 230-like. Gene Ontology annotation, biological process: synaptic vesicle transport. The coding region runs from base 446 to 877 and encodes 143 amino acids. The record is from RefSeq and is a predicted model, not a curated record. Gene Ontology annotation, cellular component: synaptic vesicle; endomembrane system. The transcript has a single exon. NCBI's taxonomy places the organism in Eukaryota, Metazoa, Chordata, Mammalia, Carnivora, Mustelidae.
GGAGGCUGAUCAAAUUAGUUAAGUGUGCUGCAUGUUAGACCAAUGGAAGAGAAGAGAGGUAAACGUGGGACGUGAUGACGAACAUGAACGGAAAAUGGAAAUUCUAUGAGAUUGAGUGAUUGAACUCUACUGAAUGUAAGCUAAUCUACUCAAUAUGAAUACUUGUAAUGACAAAGGAAUCAGAGUUGACUAGAACUGCCCUAAGAAAAUAAAGACGCCAAUAUAACAUCAGACUAUCAAAGUAAUCGCAACUUUUCACGAUAAAAGAGGAAUAUCCAUCAAGAACACGGCAGUCUUGCAGAAACAGUUCUUUAGGGGGAGUUCAGAUGAAAAAGAGAUGCUGAAGCGAGCCUCCGCGGAGCUCGGGGCAGCCGUUGGGUGGGCGCGGGGGCCCUGACGCCUCCACCCGCUGCAGCGGGCGAGCUCGCCAUCCACUCCGCCGGUUAUGGUGCCCAGUCGCACCAACGUGGCUGCCGGGAUCCCCAGUAGCAAAGUGAAAUACUCAAAGCUCUCCAGCACUGACAGUGGACACAUUCAUCGUCAGAAGGAAACAUUACCUGCCGAAGCGAGCUUUAAGUUGCAAAGAUGUACAGUGAGAGCUCACAUAUUAAAGUUUAAGAGAAGCUCUACUAAGAUUCCUUAUAAGGCCAUUGCCUGGGCCACCGCGCAGUUUUUGAUUGGUACCUUUCUCGUUAUCGUGGGCUGCCUCCUGCUGGCGGGCCACAUCAGCAAAGUGGGCGCCAACCGGGCCGUUCCGGUUCUGAUUGUUGGCAUCCUCGUGUUCCUGCCCGGGUUUUACCACCUGUUCAUCGCCUACAGAGCGCACCGAGGCUGCCAGGGCUACUCCUUCAGUGACCUUCCGACCUGCGAUGACUAGCCCCCACCGCAGCCAGGAGCAGAGGACUCGCGGAGGGGGCGGAGCGGAGCCUUCAGGCAUUUGGGAGAGGCUGUGGAAACCUAUGCCUCGGGACUAAGGAACUCUGCAGCUUUGUAGAUAUUUAGCAAAACUAUGGCCAGGUCUUAUAAAUUCAUCCCCAAAAUGUUCACUGAGCUUACAGUUAGCCAAACCCAAAGCUAAGAAGUGCGCCAUUUUUGUUUUCCUGGCCCUGGCUUAAACCCCUGACAAAUGUUUCCACAUGGAUAUACAGAGUGGAAGAAAAGCAACAUUAAUUGUACUGGAAAGUGAUGUUAUUCUGUAGAACAAAAUGUUGCCCCCACCACCCUAUUUAGAGCUGAACAUCUCUUUUAAGUAGUCCUCGUUGAUAAUUUUAUCUUGUGGCAAAUGGAAAAAUGCAGUAUGUCUACUUUCAUAUUAGUUAACUUACUUGGAAAAUUUCUGAGUAUUUUAUCCUCCAUGCUUAUCGUCAGUUUUGUGGUCUAUGGAUAUCUUGGUAAAAUCAAAUAUCAACAUAGGAGAAAUAAAGAGAACAAUACAGUUGUGUUGUGUGGAGCUGUAGAGUGAGAUAAAAGUGGUUUUACAUCCCAGAUGCCAAUUUUUUAGCUGUGUAACCCUGGACAAAUUAUCCUAAUAUUCUGAGACAGAGUUUGGGACCAUAAUUCUUACUGUUUGAGGUUUCUGUAGAGGUCAAAUAUAGUAUUUAUAUUAACAACAUUGCACAGAGGUGUUCGCCAAAGUGUUAAUUCCCUACUGUAAGAUAGGAUUUUAUAGAAGAUUGCACAUAAAAUUGACUAAAGCCACAAGUGAAGUGUUUCCAUUUGAGUUAACCUAGGAAAGGUGACAACCCAAGAGAAUGAGACUUCUCAUCUAUAAAGUCAUCUCUUAGUUUAAAUCAGGUCACUGGAUUGUUUUUUAUUCAUGUGAGUAUCUUUUCCUCUUGAGUCCUAUAUAAGAAUAUAGGGCAGAUAUAGGACUUGUGGCACCUAAGGCUUAUGUAAUUUGGAGGGGUCUCUUAAGAAAAUACAAAAUUAGGUAUCAUGCAUAGCAAAGGACCUAUAUUAAGUAUCAUUAGCUCUGUGGUACAUCUGGCUUUCUAGAGAAAGUAAAGGAUCUGGAGAAAAGGACUGAAUGUGGAGACAUAUCUGCAGUUAAGGCUGUAGUUCCAGAUUAAAGAUAACUGAUGAAGCAGCAUAUUUUAUGCUGAAAAUAAAUAAAAAAUAAAUUUAAAAAAAAGAAUAAAAGAGAUCAUCCUACAAAAAGAAAUACUUUCUGAAGUGUUGUAGAUAAAGAAUACAGGCAUACUUUGGAGAUACUGUGGAUUCGUUCAAUCCCACACUACCUCAAUGAAACAAGUAUUGCAAUAAAGUGAGUCAAAUGAAUUUUUUGAUUUCCCAGUGCAUAUAAAGUCAUGUAAACUAUAUUGUAGUCUACUAGGUAUGCAAUGUCCAAAAAAAAAAUGUAAGUACCUAAAUUUAAAAAUUAAAAAAAAUGUAAGUCACAUCUGAGUGACUAAGUUGGUUUAAAAUCCAACUCUCGUUUGCAGCCCAGGUCAUGACCUCAAGAUCAUGAGAUUGAACCCCAUGUUGGGCUCUGCACUGGGCCUGGAGCCUGCUUAAGAUUCUCUCUCCCUCUGCCUCUCCUCCACUCCCACCUCUCUCCUGUUCUAAAAGGAAAAUUUAAAAAUAUUGUCUUGCUAAAAAAUGCUAAUCAUCAUUUGAGAUUUCAGUCCAUUGAUAAAAUAACAAUGAAAACGUUUGAAAUAUUGUGAGAACUAUCAAAAUGUGAUGCAGAGACAUGAAGUGAGCAACUUUUGAUGAAGUGGCGCUAACAGACUUACUGGAUGCAGAGUGGCUGCAAACUUUCAUUGUGUAAAAAAUGCAAUUAUUAGCAAAGUGCAAUAAAGUGAAGCAUAAGAAAAUGAGUGAAUGCCUGAAUAGACUUAGAUUUAUGAAAGAUAAAAGAGUACAUUCCCUGGACAAAGAAUAUUGGCAACUCAUAAAGGAGAAGAAAGAUACACUCUUAACCCUGUUAACCCUUAAGAUGCACAAAACAUACCCAAGUUAAGAGUUUGGUGGUCUUCCUCUAGUACUAUAUUAUGUACCCAUACCAGACACGUAACAAAUGGAAUAAAAUGAU